AUGUUGCAUACGAACGUUCAAAAACAGUUCGACGAAGACAAGUUGAAGGAGGCACUCCUCCAAAAGCAAAGAUGGGAAAAAUGGCAAAUGGAGUUCGUCGAAUCGCAACAAAGAGCUCGCGAGUUCAAGGCCUAUUGGGAGCGACGUCGCCAAGACGAUACGGACCUUUGGAGAGACAAAGAUUUUGCUGACGCGGUGUACAAGAUGAGUCGCGCCGGUUAUAAGGGAGAGUACGGACAUCACGAAGUUCCGGAAGAAGAUAAGACUUAUCUGGAAGCUCUUCACAAACAAGUCACUGUCGGGGACUACGGUACGUGA
Messenger RNA from Ostertagia ostertagi, 318 nucleotides. Lineage: Eukaryota; Metazoa; Nematoda; Chromadorea; Rhabditida; Trichostrongylidae. The record is from the annotation of a GenBank genome assembly.